Hyphopichia burtonii NRRL Y-1933 is the source of this 1524-nucleotide messenger RNA. Its product is annotated as MFS general substrate transporter. The transcript is spliced from 2 exons. The record is from RefSeq and is a predicted model, not a curated record. Gene Ontology annotation, cellular component: membrane. The coding region runs from base 1 to 1524 and encodes 507 amino acids. Gene Ontology annotation, biological process: transmembrane transport. Gene Ontology annotation, molecular function: transmembrane transporter activity. Lineage: Eukaryota; Fungi; Ascomycota; Pichiomycetes; Serinales; Debaryomycetaceae.
AUGGCUUCGAUUACUUCUUCGCUCAAUGAGAGGGAGGUUGAUAAACCUACUGGUCUUCUCGACGAUUGCUCAAAGAAAAACAAUAAUUCUUCCUCUAUCCAUUCAACGAGUUCCGAUUUUGAUGAUAACUCUACCAAGUUAGGCUUUGCUUCUACAAAUGACGAAAACUCAACAAGGAGCCUUGAUUCUGAACCGGAUUUCAGUGACAUUGAUCAAAAACAAUUGAUUAAAAAACUUGAUUUCAGGUUGAUGCCGCUUUUCACAAUUCUAUACUUGAUAAGCUUUUUGGACAGGGGCAAUAUUGGUGCUGCGAAGAUAGAAGGACUUGCAGAAGACUUGAAUUUGCAAGGAUCAGAGUAUAACCUUUGCUUGACGGUGUUUUUCAUAUUUUACGCAACUUUGGAGAUCCCCAGUAAUAUCUUGCUUAAUCACGUUAAACCUUCGGCUUUGAUAGUUUUGGCUGUAAUCUUAUGGGGGAUUGUCAUGACUUGCACUGGCUUGGUACAGAAAUACGAAGACUUACUUGCAUGCAGGGCAUUACUUGGUAUCUUUGAAGCUCCGUUGUUUCCAGGGAUCUCGUUCUACCUUUCGGUUUAUUAUACCAAGAAUGAGUUUUUGGGGGCCUUGACCAUUCUUCUCGGGAUCCUAGCAUACUUUGUCUUCCCAGACUUCCCACAGGAUGCAAAAUUCCUUAAUGAUCGAGAACGUGAGUUUGUCACUUACAGGGUCAAGCAUGCUACCAAUAGAGAUGGAGAGAGUCUAAAAGAGGUGGCAAAACUCGGUAACGAUCAAAGAUCCGCUCCCUUAGGCGAAGACCAUUCAAAGAAACCAAAGUACAUCUGGGCAGCUUUUUCAGAUUGGCAAUGUUGGGCUUUCCUCAUCAUGUAUUAUGCCGUUGGAGUACCGCUUUAUGGAGUUUCACUUUUCGCACCCACCAUUAUCAACAAUCUAGGUUAUACUGCAACCAAAGCUCAAUUACUUACGGCCCCAAUCUAUAUCGCUGCUGCAGUUGCUAGUAUUGUACAAGCUCUCAUCCUGGGUAAGCUUGGGGUCCGUUCUCCCUUUAUCCUUUUCAACUUUCUGUGCACGUUGACCGGAUACAUCAUCUUAAUAUGCAUGGACCCUUCUACAAACCCAAAAUCAACCUAUGCUGCAUUAUUCAUAACUGCUUUUGGAAUCUAUCCAUCUUUCCCAAUUGUGGUUGCAUGGCUCUCCAAUAACGUUGCUGGAACCUAUAAAAGAGCCGUGGCAAUGGGUUUGGAAAUAGGGAUUGGGAACCUAUGUGGUAUUUUCAGUAGUAAUAUCUAUAGAACCCAGGACUCUCCCCGGUUUUUCUUAGGACAUGGUAUAGAGAUAAUGUUUGUUGCGCUUGGUCUAAUGGCUUUGGUACUCACAUUCUUCAUUUACAGUGGCUCAAAUGCCAAAAAGAAGAAAAGAUUACAAGCAGGUUACUACGAUGAUUACUCAGAUGAUGAUAUACUUCAAAUGGGUGACAAAAGUCCCUACUUCUUGUAUAGGUUAUAG